AAAAACUUAAAUUGCAUUUAGCAAUUUUGUGAAUCGUUUAUAUCUCUUAUAUUCUGCCCUAGCCAGGGCUUUCAGUAUGCAUGAGUGUGCCUUUUGCCUUUCUAGUGAUAAAUAUUUCUCUUGAUGCUCAACUUAAUUCAUCUUUGGGAAAAUUAGUCAUGUCAGCCAGUAGGCUAGAGAUUUCCAGAUGCUGAUAAUUUUUAUGAACCAAUCUUUAACUUUGCUGAACUAAGUUCAACCCUGACAAUAUUCUAAAGUCACUGAAACAUCUCUUCAUCUCACAGUGCCAUUGAUGAUAAUUUGUUUGUUUUUGGAAGUUAAAUGGAAAAAAAUCAUUGAGAGAGCUGUGGAUAAAUGUUGGAAACAACAGGAAACAACAAAAAAGCUAAAUACAAAUGAGGAGAAACGAGGAGAAUCAAAAAAUCUAGGCCCUCAUUAAGUGAAAUUCUGUCUUGUGUUUAUUUCCCCCAAAGUUUCUCGGUAGAAGCAUCAACUGCUUGGGUCACAAAAGAUGACUAAAAAUUUGUUAAUUAAUGCAACAUUUUUUCUGAAAUUACUUACUACUUUUCACAAGAGAUCAAAGCUCUAGUGGUUGGGUUUGCGCAAGUGCUGAAAUAUCAACAAGCUUAAAAAUAAUCACCCUUAAAACACCAGUGAAAAUGAGUUUGGAUCAGGGUAGCAUCAUCAAUGGAAUAGUCAGUCUACCCAAAGAAAGAUCUACCUGGAGUGAAUUUGCAGUGGUUGUAACACACGGUGCUGGAGGAGACAUGAACAUACAGCAGUUGAAGGAACUGUCGCAGGCUGUUGCACGCGCUGGGUUGGUUUGCUUGCGAUUUACUUGCAAAACACCGAAUUUUGGCCACAGAGUUAGGUGCUUUGCAGCAGCAGUGAGACAUUUAAAAACAAGUGAAGAAUUCAAAGUCAAGGGUUGCAUUGUUGGAGGAAGAUCUAUGGGCGGUCGUGUUGCUGCAGAACUAGCAACUUUGCAUGGUAAGGAGGAUCCUUUUGUCUUGGGUGUUUUCUGUUUGUCUUACCCUUUGCAUCGACCAAAACGCUACAAUGAUCUUCGAGUGGCUCACCUGAUACAUCUAAGUGUACCCGUGAUGUUUGUAAGUGGCACAAAAGAUCCUAUGUGUAGAAUGGACUUGAUGGAAUCAACUAUCGAUAGAAUCGGCAGUGAUGUAAGAGUGCAUUGGCUUCACGAUGCCGACCAUUCUUUGAAUCUCAAGGGAAAAUGCGAUGAUGAAAUCCUGGCAAAGAUCUGUGAAUGGACCAUCAGCUGGAUUCAGUCAGUGUUUAUGGCUGAAAGGUGACCUGUUGCUCAACCUAUUGUGCCAUUAUGAAGAGUUGGGGAAAUCAAGGCCUCGCCUUUCAGCGUACGAUGUGUUUAUCUAGCCAUUGUUCUUCGAAGACUAAACGAGACAGUUGAAUAAUCUUUCGCAAUGAACAACUGCUACCUCCAGGGAGAAAUUUAUGAACUUCUUGCAUCUCGUUAUGAAUAUUAGAUGUCCUUUCUAUAUUGCUAAGAAAAACACUUAAGAAAUUUACAGAGCAUGAUUCGAGUUUUUUUAUCAAUCAGAUUUUAAGUUGACGAUUUCAGGGGCUACAGCUGGAGCGGGAUACCCCCUCCCAUCUACGUUGAUUUGAUUCCCUUGUUUCUUCAAAUUCGGCGAUCUUUUUCAAGAACAGCACCCCAUUUCUUGUUUUCCUGUUUCAUUUUUCAUUUCUUGUUUACCUGUUUCAUUUUUAGAGAACUGUCAACGAAUAUGUAUUUAAUACUUUAUGCCGUUGCAUGACUUACCAUAUAUUAUGUACAUUAAAAAACUCUUGUCAUAAAAUUUCUUGUCCACGUCUUAUCUUGUCAUGGUUGAGGUGGGUAAAAUUUAGCACAUAGCCUAAUGGAGUUAUGAGGAAUUACCGAAAACAAAUUCCUUAUCGGCAUUUGCGAGCGAAACCUUUUCUUGUUAUAAGAAUUGUUCAAGUAUCUACAGUGGUAACACAAGGCUUAAUUCUUGGAAUGUUGCUGUUUUUAGUCUACACGAAGAAUAAUCAGUAGUAGAGCACCUUUAGUAACAACAGUUUUGAUUGGUAAUCAUUCACAAAUGGGGAUCCUACCAGUACCGACCGUACCAAGUUUUUACUGGCUUUGCUAUUCCUUGCUCAGAAUUUUGUCUUUACAAUAAGAUUCUUUAGAACAGAUGUACCUUGUAGUGUGCAUUUACUCGAAUAAUAAUUUUGGCAGUUAUGAUGUGCAAGAAUCCACUUCAAAUUUAAAGAAAGUAAGAUCCGAUAAGCAAUUCCAUCAUUGCUGUCCGUUCCGUCGAAGCUUUCGACGGGGAACUUAUUCUCCUCAUAGCUCAUAGCUAAAAAUCUGUGUAAUUUAUGUAAUAAUUCUAAUGGAAAUGUUAUCCUUUCUGCAUUUGUAUUUCUCAAAACCCGAAACUAGACCGAAUUUUCCAACAGUUGGUUAUCGUGUAAAGGUUAAAAUAAAGCUAAUGAUACAGGGGUGUGCAAACUUUUUGGAGACUGGGCCAGAUCCUUCAGACCUUUUUUUAAGCGGGCCAAAGGUAAUAAGAAAAACGAAAACAAUAGUU
Rhopilema esculentum is the source of this 2594-nucleotide messenger RNA. Its product is annotated as testis-expressed protein 30. NCBI's taxonomy places the organism in Eukaryota, Metazoa, Cnidaria, Scyphozoa, Rhizostomeae, Rhizostomatidae. The record is from RefSeq and is a predicted model, not a curated record.